Messenger RNA from Bufo gargarizans (Asiatic toad), 2035 nucleotides. RefSeq names its product scaffold attachment factor B2-like. Gene Ontology annotation, cellular component: nucleus. Gene Ontology annotation, molecular function: sequence-specific DNA binding; RNA binding. Bases 110 to 2020 code for a protein of 636 amino acids. Gene Ontology annotation, biological process: regulation of mRNA processing; regulation of transcription by RNA polymerase II. NCBI's taxonomy places the organism in Eukaryota, Metazoa, Chordata, Amphibia, Anura, Bufonidae. The record is from RefSeq and is a predicted model, not a curated record. The transcript has 15 exons.
ACAAACCUCCUUCUACGCACUCCAUUCUAGCCUCUACAGUAGAAUUAGUUGGCGCGGCUUGUUCACCGGUCCAUCGUUUGUUUAGUAUAGGGACAUUGUAGGUGAGAGGAUGGCGGACGAGCAGUGUUCAGUUGGUGUCAGUGCUAACACUGAUGUAGAGAGCAAGAAGCUGAGUGAGCUGCGUGUUAUCGAUCUGAAGGCCGAGCUGAAGAAACGGAACUUGGACACUAGCGGGAACAAGAGCGUCCUCAUGGAAAGGCUGAGAAGGGCUAUUGAGGAGGAGGGUCGUGAUCCCGAUGAGAUCCAAUUAACCACAGAUACUCCUAGCAAAAAGAUUCCAAAGCGCGGUAGUAGAGUGCAAAAGCAUGAAGAAGUUGAUGAUGGCGUAGAGGAUGAUUCGGGUGAUGGUCAGGAAAAUGAAACCGCAAGCCAGGAUCAAGAAAAUGAGAAAGUGUUCGAGAUAUUCUGGGAAAAUGAUAAAUGUGAACAGCCUAAAGAAGAGGUUUCGGAAGUAGAACAUUCAGUUAAUCAAGAGGAUAGUUGUAUUGAGCCAGAGAAUCCCAAGGAGGACCAAGAGGUUUUUGUGACCAUCGAAUCUGCAGACAGCACCUUGGAUUUAGAUGGAGACUCAAAUCAAGGCUGUGAAGAUGAAGAAAGUAAACUUUUUGCUUCAGAUGAUAGGGAGUCUAAAGAACAAAGCACUAACAAGGAUACAGACGUUGAAAGGACAGAUCUAGAUAAAGCAAGUGGCCAGAGUAGCCAGAUUCAUCUUAAUAUGUCAGAAAAAUUAGAGAACAAAAGAAAACCACCAGAUGGUGAAGACGUAACCAUGAAAAGUAAAGAUGCACCAGAAGAAAGCUCUGCCAUAAAAGAGUCCUCUUCAAAAGAGGAUGAUCAGAAAUUGAGUUUGGCCGAUGAACAACCUGAUAAAAGCAUCACAAAAGAUGAGAAAGGGCAAUUUGAUGCCAGUUCUGGUAAGAAUUUGUGGGUGAGUGGACUUUCAUCUACCACAAGAGCAACAGACUUGAAGAAUCUCUUCAGCAAGUAUGGGAAGGUUGUUGGUGCAAAGGUGGUAACUAAUGCUCGAAGUCCUGGAGCACGCUGUUAUGGAUUUGUGACUAUGUCGUCCUCGGAAGAUGCAACAAAAUGCAUUAACCAUCUUCACAGAACAGAACUUCAUGGAAGAAUGAUUUCAGUGGAAAAGGCAAAAAAUGAACCUGCUGGUAAGAAAUCUUCAGACAAGAAAGAACAUGAAUCAAAAAGAGAGAAAUCAAGUGACUGGCGACAUUCAACUGACAGUUUGGGAAAUUGUUCAUCAGACAAGAAAGAUGUGUAUAAUAAAGAUGAUGGCAAACCUGCAGAAAAGGAUAAGGAAGAGAGUGGAAAUAGAACUUCUGAUCGUUCCAGAGCUAGCAAAUCUGGAAGCAGAGAUGCUGAAAGGACUGUCAUCAUGGAUAAAUCAAAGGGAGAGCCUGUCAUUAGUGUAAAAACAUCUUCUGAAAGGAGUUCCAAAAGCCAAGAUCGAAACUCUGAGAGUAAAGAAAAAAGAGAGAUGCUUUCUUUUGAUAAAAUUAAGAAACAAAGGGAGCAUGAACGCCAGAGGCAAAGAGAAAGAGAAAUAAGAGAAAUGGAGAGACAAAGAGAGCGGGAUAAAAGAGUACGAGAGCGUAUCAUUAUCGCUCGUGAAAGAGAAGAACGCGAGAGACUACGUCGAGAACGCGUAAGACUUGAGUUUGAGAGGGAACGUCUUGAAAGAGAACGUAUGGAGCGUGAGAGACUGGAAAGGGAGCGAAUGCGAAUAGAGGAGGAAAGGAGGAUUGAACAGGAUCGUAUCCAGAGAGAGCGAGAAGAGCUUCGUCGCCAGCAAGAAUGUCUACGCUAUGAACAGGAUCGCAGAUCGGGGGUCAGGAGGCCCUAUCAUACAGAUUUCAGGAAUACCCCCUUGUUUGCCAAGUCUUUUGUGCGGUCCACAAAGAGGAGCUUCCCUGGAGUCCCCUGCUCACUGGCGGUUAUAUACUAAGCUGUGCUGCCGGAA